AUGGUUCGGUUGGACCGUGUUUUCGGCAUUCUCCUGGGUGUCAUUGCCGGCUGGUCGGCACUGCACUACCCUAAGGUGGCUGGAAGUAUUCGUCAUCGUCUUGGUGUCCCAGGCGGAGGCUAUCCGGACCCGAGUGACUUACGGAUUUAUGGCUCCGCAGCAGCGGCGCUCUACCUUAUCCUCCAGGGCUUCUGCACAUGGAUUCUAAAACCGCUGGCGGAUCGCCUGCUUCCGCGCGAGUCCGGUUUCACUGCUGUCGUUUUGAUGCGUGUGCUUUUCAUGGCUUUGAACCGGUGGAGCGAGCAGGUGCGACAACUUCUGUGCUCGCAUUUCGGGGCAAUGACUUGGAAAAUGUUGUACUUUUUGAUGACAACAGCCUUGUGCCUCCUUUUUUUUCGCAAUGAGCCGUGGUGGCCACAACAACUCGGCGGCGAGGGUGCGGAAGAAGAAUUGUGGAAGGGAUACCCGAUGCAACAGAACAGCAUGUAUUGCCAUCUGUACUUCUACGUUGCAUUCGGCCACCACUUAGCGACACUGAUUUACAUUUUGAAGUCACCAUGUCUUCCCGAUUUCUUUGACCAGCUGCUUCCUUGUGUUGCAGCUCUUUGUCUCAUCUACUUCUCCUACAUGAGCAACUUCUUGAGGGUUGGCGUGGUCAUCUUAUUUUGCCACGAUAUCUGUGACAUUUUCACAUUCGGGUGCAAGGCGUUUGUAGACACGCCGUAUCACAAAGUUACUGUUGGACUUUUUUUGUUGCUAACGAGCUGUUGGUUUUACUUCCGGCUGUACACCUUCCCAUCGGCCGCCCUUUUCCCCAUAUUUAAGGCAAUAAAGACCCGUCCGGACCAUUCUGAGACCGAGGGCAGUAGCUACUUUAUUUUCAUUCUCCUUACUCUGAGCCUCAUGAACAUAUAUUGGUUUGUGCUGAUGGUGAAGAUGUUUGUUCACUUCAUCCUCAGCGGUCAAAUGAGAGACCUGCAUUCAAGAGUUCCAGAUGUGGAUUCCGCAGGACAGCAAAUGGCUCAUCGUGAUGUCAAACAGUCGAAAGUGGAGUGA
Messenger RNA from Eimeria maxima, 1056 nucleotides. Its product is annotated as longevity-assurance (LAG1) domain-containing protein, putative. Gene Ontology annotation, molecular function: sphingosine N-acyltransferase activity. The transcript is spliced from 6 exons. Lineage: Eukaryota; Apicomplexa; Conoidasida; Eucoccidiorida; Eimeriidae. Gene Ontology annotation, cellular component: membrane; endoplasmic reticulum. The record is from RefSeq and is a predicted model, not a curated record. The coding region runs from base 1 to 1056 and encodes 351 amino acids. Gene Ontology annotation, biological process: ceramide biosynthetic process.